This is a messenger RNA of Protopolystoma xenopodis, 450 nucleotides long. NCBI's taxonomy places the organism in Eukaryota, Metazoa, Platyhelminthes, Monogenea, Polystomatidea, Polystomatidae. The record is from the annotation of a GenBank genome assembly.
AUGCCGUCAGAGGGUCGGCUGAACGGCUGCAUAAGAGCGGAAACAGUGGAGGACAGAAGUGGACAUAAAAGAAAGGAGGGUCUAGCGCUUGAUAUCGCCCAUGACUGCAACUUCCGUCAUUUUACCAAGCCGAUCGAGUGUCAUCAAUGGCGAAACGGAGUUGCCAAGGCUCCGAGGCGUCGGCAACAGGCUAAAAUGGAGCUCGAGGCUGAACAGACUGAGGACACUGGCCAUCUGGCAAAAAUAUACGCCAAACAGACAGCCCGAAAGAAGAUGCUCCACCGUAGUGACAGACGGAAGCGUCCUGUCAGACACAAGCGAGUCUCAUUCGAGCCUGGCCACAGGCUGUCACAUUCUGGUAUCCAAGACGCUUUAAGCCGAUUACAUCGACUGCUGCGGACGACGGAGAUCUGCAAGCAUCGUACUCAUUGGAUAGGCUUACCAGGUUGA